AUGGCGUUUGUUAAGAGGGUUACGCAGGAGACGAAUAUACAGCUGGCGCUGGAUCUUGACGGUGGGUCUGUUUCUGUACGGGAGAGCAUACUGGGCAAGGAAUAUGCUAGUGGUGAUGGGCAGACCAUCCAUGUGCACACUGGAGUUGGGUUUUUGGACCACAUGUUGACUGCGCUGGCGAAGCAUGGCGGGUGGUCUCUGAUCCUGGAGUGUAUAGGGGACUUGCACAUCGAUGACCACCACACUGUUGAGGACUGUGGGAUUGCGCUGGGCCAAGCGUUCAAGGAGGCGCUUGGCUCCGUGCGUGGUAUCAAGAGGUUCGGGCAUGGGUUUGCACCACUGGACGAGGCGCUGAGCCGCGCUGUGGUUGACUUCUCCAAUAGGCCUUUCGCCGUGGUGGAGCUGGGCCUGAAGCGAGAACGCAUAGGCCAGCUAUCCACAGAGAUGAUCCCGCACUUCUUGGAGAGUUUCGCCACUGAGGCGCGUAUCACCAUGCAUGUGGACUGUCUGCGGGGCACCAACGACCACCACCGCUCCGAAUCAGCUUUCAAGGCGCUCGCCAUCGCCAUCAGAGAGGCAAGAACACCUACGGGUCGCGAUGACGUUCCAUCCACUAAGGGUGUCCUAGCAUAG
This is a messenger RNA of Nakaseomyces glabratus, 633 nucleotides long. It is a transcript of the gene HIS3, whose product is annotated as imidazoleglycerol-phosphate dehydratase HIS3. Gene Ontology annotation, biological process: L-histidine biosynthetic process. The record is from RefSeq and is a predicted model, not a curated record. Gene Ontology annotation, molecular function: imidazoleglycerol-phosphate dehydratase activity. NCBI's taxonomy places the organism in Eukaryota, Fungi, Ascomycota, Saccharomycetes, Saccharomycetales, Saccharomycetaceae.